CCCGACAGUCCCUGUUAAACCAAAAGGAUCUUCGUAAUGAAAUAUUUGGAAUUUAAACCUAUCUGAUUUGUUCGAAACUGAAGUACAGUGUCUGGAAAUCAAAAGAAGUUGACAAUGACAGCCAGUGGGAAAGAAACCACAAAGAGAGACGCAACCUCCCAGCAGGUUGCAGCGCGGUCCCAAGAAGAGCUGGGGCAGCAUAUAGAACAAGAAGAGCAUUACUCAAGUGCGAACGCGCAGGCUUCUGUCAACCUCAACAUCUUCGCCGCUCUUUCCGGCGCUUUCUCAUCAAAAACGAAAAAAAAAACCAAAUCCACCCCCAAUAAGGACAGAUCCACCACAGACCGUAGCACAGAGGAGAAUCACUCAGUCGGCCACGCACGGGGUGUUGGGUUUGCCAACAUGAAUGCGGCGGCUGCUGCGGAGGCGAAGGAGGGACGAAGAAAUAUUAAGCAGAGAGCGGAGAUGGAAGGGCAGAGGAUGGUGGAGGCGAGGGUUGAUCAUCUUGGGAUUGAGGGGCCGAAAUGAUCGAGUUCAGGGGUAUGUCGGGAAUGGAGCUUCGGGGUCGGCGUUGUAUCUUUAGGGGAUCAGGCGGAAAUAUUUUUUGACGCUUGAGACGAUUUUCAGGGAUCCUAGAAGGGAGAGAAUUGAAAGGAAAGGACUUUCGGGUGGGUUCCUCUUACGUCGGUAACGCUACCCGAGGCGAACUUGGAACUGCUAAACUGUGCGAUAUGAUUGACGAAAACGAUGUCUUCUAUUCUCUCCAUGUAUACUCGUCUAUCGUCU
Molecule: messenger RNA, 786 nt
Organism: Eremomyces bilateralis CBS 781.70
Lineage: Eukaryota; Fungi; Ascomycota; Dothideomycetes; Eremomycetales; Eremomycetaceae
Exons: 2
Coding region: 115-528 (137 amino acids)
Source: RefSeq, a predicted model, not a curated record